GUUCACACUUCGAACACCAUCUCCUUCGUUAAGAGUCUCUCUUUAUCGGAAGCUUAAACCUUGCCAGUCCGAAGAUGAACACGUGGCCUGCAACGGUUUCCUCAAGAUUGCUUCUCUUCAGCCCUGCUAUUUUCAUGCUAAUUGCUGUAGUCGUCGGGCUGCCAGUCUUUGAUCUAAACUCUUUCUGUUCAUCCGGGGAGAGGGACUGCACUGCUAACCGUACCUCCGACGCAUGCUUCCAAUAUCGCCUCUGCUGCUCCUCCAUACCCUACCCAUUUAAUUUUAGCUUGUCUCGCGUCCAUUUUGGAGUCGACGGCGCCAAAACUUAUGAUUCGGUCACGCGAAACACGCAUAUUUCUCUACAAAAUCGUGGAACUAUGAUAAAAAAGCUCAGAAAAAAAUAGGAUAUUAUGGAGGAGCCUGACUCGUGCUGCAGCAGCACCUGGGAAGGAGAGCAACACAUCUGGAUAUGUCGUCCUUACCGUUAGUGUUCUUCUAACUGUUACUUCUGUGGUACUACUCAUAGUCUCCACGGGCAUCUAUAUAAGAGCGAAGAUGCCUGGGAAGAACGUCGGAGUCGUUACGGGGACAAUGCCUGGUGAGGGGAAUGGGGAACUAUUGACAAUGCGUAGCCCCCGUCAGUAUGGUUCCUAGCCAACCAAAGAAGAACAAGGACAGAGGUUCAUUUUUGUUUGCUUGUUUUGCAUGCCGUACAGAGUCUAUGACCAUUGGUAGCCAGCAGAAGGUUAGCCAAGCCACUGGAACGAGUCAAUAUAGUUCAAAGCUACAUGAGGCACUGGACAAGUUCGAUACAGGUUACAAUGACAGUCAGCCAGUGUCUCAUUUCUACUGUUUCGACUGCUACCUGGAGAAAUUCCUACGGUUCACCAUCCCUAGGGAAGGCGUCCCUUUGCUGGAGAAGCUCCGCAGCCAUUAUGGUGACUUCACAGCUGAGUGUAGGCUAGGAAACAUGGCUGGGAGCAUGCUGCUAAAGCUUCUAUCUGCUGUACUUCUGGAUAUUCGUCGCGUGCCCUUGAAGGACUUGGAUAUUACUCGUGUUUGCGAGUGGCGCGAUGCACUGAAGGAAGUUCUCGCAGCUGGCUUUGACGUGCGAUUUCUACUUGGUCAUAUUCGCCACAUGAUUGUGGAGUUUCACAACUCUCCAUCGGAGCAGUAGCUUGCGGAGUUGGAGGCCACAAUUAAGAAGAAAGAAGCUGAACUGUUGGAGCUAAGGUCCAGGAAGGACAGACUUACUGCGGCCUGUUCUUCUUCUGGAGUUGGAUCUUGUUUUGACCAUAUAUUUAUUUAGUGUUUCUGACAUAUUAUGUAAUAACUAGGUGAAACUUUAAUUUUCUGGUUUUUUUUUUUUUGGGACAGUUUGAUUAAGAAGUUUCGUGAGUAAGAAUUUAUAUUUGGUUAUUGGAUUUAUCUUAAGACGAAUGUUAUUUGUUUGGCAGUUAUGCAAAGGUAAAUAUUAGUUGAAAAUGUUGAAAAUAUAUUAUUUGAUUCAUGC
Juglans microcarpa x Juglans regia is the source of this 1513-nucleotide messenger RNA. RefSeq lists its product as uncharacterized. NCBI's taxonomy places the organism in Eukaryota, Viridiplantae, Streptophyta, Magnoliopsida, Fagales, Juglandaceae. The record is from RefSeq and is a predicted model, not a curated record. The transcript is spliced from 3 exons. Bases 644 to 1177 code for a protein of 177 amino acids.